UACGCGUCCUUGGCAGAAAUUGAAGCAGCUCCACCCACUGCUGAACUAGAGCCUAUACGUUCUGAUUAUAGUCAGCUGGAUGAAGUGGACAUGGGAAUGACAUAUGAGGAACUCUCAGUCUAUGGAAGGCUGCGGAAAAUUUUCCGCUGUGGUCCCAUAUCUAUGUUCAAGAACCUCUGCUACAGAUGGGGUGCAAAAUUGACUCCACAAGAGGUGGCUGACAAAGUGAAGCACUUUUUCAAGUACUACUCCAUUAAUCGACACAAAAUGACUGUAUUAACACCUUCGUAUCACGCCGAGAGUUAUUCGCCAGAGGAUAAUCGGUUCGACCUUCGCCAGUUUUUAUACAAUGCUAGAUGGCCAUACCAGUUCCGAAAGAUUGAUGAUCUUGUGCGUGAGUUAGAUGGUGACAGGGUUCAUUUAGGAGAAUCAAGUGAGCUAGACAAGUUGCGUGACGCUUCACAAGGUGGAGGUGGGAUGGGAGUUGUGGCAGCAGGCUCAGGCAAUCCAAAUGUUGGACUCUAGGGUUUUCUCUCUUUCAUUUUAAUUUUUUUCCUUCGUCAUUGAAAGAAAACAGAUAAGCUAUUGAUUGCAAGGAUGCCUAUUUUUUCAAAUGUGCAUGUUUUUCCGUCAAGGGAUCACUUGUUCAUAUUCUCUCCAAUACAAUGGGUCUGGUGACUGACUGGUCUGUACAUACAUAAAUGUUAUUACGUACCGUGCUACAAGAGGAGACAUAUUAUAUACGUUUAUAGGAGGCUAGCUAUUAUACAUUUAGACUGCAACAAGAUCACACAAAUUUUA
Molecule: messenger RNA, 801 nt
Organism: Prunus mume (Japanese apricot)
Lineage: Eukaryota; Viridiplantae; Streptophyta; Magnoliopsida; Rosales; Rosaceae
Source: RefSeq, a predicted model, not a curated record